Molecule: messenger RNA, 2776 nt
Organism: Passer domesticus (house sparrow)
Lineage: Eukaryota; Metazoa; Chordata; Aves; Passeriformes; Passeridae
Gene: PYGB
Product: glycogen phosphorylase B
Exons: 20
Coding region: 97-2628 (843 amino acids)
Biological process (GO): glycogen catabolic process
Cellular component (GO): cytoplasm
Molecular function (GO): glycogen phosphorylase activity; pyridoxal phosphate binding
Source: RefSeq, a predicted model, not a curated record
CGCGGGCGGAGGAGGCGCAGGCGCGGCGGCCGCGGCCCUGCCCCAGCCCGGCUGCGGCGGAGGCGGCGGCGGAGCCGGCGGGGCGGCGGCGGCGGGAUGGCGGCGCCGCUGAGCGACGGGGACCGUCGGAAGCAGAUCAGCGUGCGGGGCAUCGCGGGGCUGGGCGACGUGGCCGAGGUGCGCAAGAGCUUCAAUCGCCACCUGCACUUCACCCUCGUCAAGGACCGCAACGUCGCCACCCCCCGCGACUACUACUUCGCGCUGGCGCACACGGUGCGCGACCACCUGGUGGGUCGCUGGAUCCGCACCCAGCAGCACUACUACGAGCGGGACCCCAAGCGCAUUUACUACCUGUCCCUGGAGUUCUACAUGGGUCGCACUCUGCAGAACACCAUGGUGAACCUGGGCCUGCAGAAUGCUUGCGACGAGGCCAUUUACCAGCUGGGUUUGGACUUGGAGGAGCUGGAAGAAAUUGAAGAAGAUGCUGGACUGGGAAAUGGAGGCCUGGGCCGCCUGGCAGCCUGUUUCCUGGACUCCAUGGCCACACUGGGUCUGGCAGCGUAUGGUUACGGCAUCCGCUACGAGUUUGGGAUCUUCAACCAGAAGAUUGUUGAUGGCUGGCAGGUGGAGGAGGCGGACGACUGGCUGCGCUACGGCAAUCCCUGGGAGAAGGCCCGCCCCGAGUACAUGCUCCCGGUGCACUUCUACGGCCGUGUGGAGCACACUCCCGAGGGGGUGAAGUGGAUCGACACCCAGGUUGUCCUUGCCAUGCCUUACGACACCCCAGUGCCUGGAUACAAGAACAACACUGUGAACACCAUGAGACUCUGGUCUGCCAAGGCCCCAAAUGACUUCAACCUCCAGGAGUUCAAUAUGGGUGACUACAUCGAGGCAGUGUUGGACAGAAACCUGGCAGAAAACAUAUCCAGAGUCCUGUACCCAAAUGAUAACUUCUUUGAAGGCAAGGAGCUGCGGCUGAAGCAGGAGUACUUUGUGGUGGCUGCCACCCUCCAGGACAUCAUCCGCCGCUUCAAGUCCUCCAAAUUCGGCUGCCGGGACCCCGUGAGAACAUGCUUUGAAACCUUCCCAGACAAGGUGGCUAUUCAGCUUAAUGACACCCACCCUGCCCUGUCCAUACCAGAGCUCAUGCGAAUCCUGGUGGAUGUGGAGAAAGUGGACUGGGACAAGGCCUGGGAGAUCACAAAAAGGACCUGUGCCUACACCAACCACACAGUGCUGCCUGAAGCCCUGGAGCGCUGGCCGGUCUCCAUGUUUGAGAAGCUGCUGCCACGGCACCUGGAGAUCAUUUACGCCCUCAACCAAAUGCACCUCGAUCGUGUGGCAGCUCUGUACCCGGGGGACAUCGACCGUCUGCGCAGGAUGUCGGUGAUCGAGGAGGGAGACUGCAAGCGGAUCAACAUGGCUCAUCUCUGCGUCAUCGGCUCCCACGCCGUCAACGGCGUGGCCCGCAUCCACUCCGACAUCGUGAAGAACUCGGUGUUCAAGGAUUUCUAUGAGCUGGAGCCAGAAAAGUUUCAGAACAAGACCAACGGGAUCACGCCGAGGCGCUGGCUCCUGCUGUGCAACCCAGGAUUGGCUGACAUUAUUGCUGAGAAAAUUGGGGAAGGCUUUAUCACAGAUCUGAGCCAGCUGAAGAAGCUACUGGAGUUCAUCGAUAAUGAGACUUUUAUCAGGGAUGUGGCAAAAGUCAAGCAGGAGAACAAGCUGAAAUUUGCAGCCUACCUGGAGGAGCAGUACAAGGUGAAGAUCAACCCUACGUCCAUGUUUGAUGUCCAGGUGAAGCGAAUCCAUGAGUACAAGCGGCAGCUGCUGAACUGCCUGCAUGCCAUCACCCUCUACAACCGCAUCAGAUGUAAUCCAUCCAAAUCCUUUGUGCCCAGGACCAUUAUGAUUGGAGGAAAGGCGGCCCCUGGCUACCACAUGGCCAAGAUGAUCAUCAAACUCAUCACAUCCAUUGGUGAGGUCAUCAACAACGACCCCUACGUGGGGGACAAGCUCAAGGUCAUCUUCCUGGAGAACUACCGGGUAUCCUUGGCUGAGAAGGUGAUCCCAGCAGCGGAUCUCUCCCAGCAGAUCUCCACAGCUGGCACGGAGGCCUCAGGUACCGGCAACAUGAAGUUCAUGGUGAACGGGGCCCUCACCAUUGGUACCAUGGACGGAGCCAACGUGGAGAUGGCUGAGGAGGCAGGAGAAGAAAACCUCUUCAUAUUUGGCAUGCGGGUGGAGGACGUGGAGGCCCUGGACCGGAAAGGGUACAACGCCCGUGAGUACUACGAGCGCCUGCCCGAGCUGCGCCAGGCCAUCGACCAGAUCACCAGCGGCUUCUUCUCCCCGCGGGACCCCGGCUGCUUCAAGGAUGUUGUCAACAUGCUCAUGUACCACGACAGGUUUAAGGUGUUUGCAGACUAUGAGGCCUACAUUAAGUGCCAAGGGCAAGUGGACCAGCUGUUCAUGGAUCCCCGGGAAUGGACAAGGAAAGUCAUCAGGAACAUUGCGUGCUCGGGCAAGUUCUCCAGUGACAGAACCAUCACAGAGUAUGCCCGUGAGAUCUGGGGGGUGGAGCCUUCUGCCACAGCAAUCCCCCCGCCCAACCUGCCCCGAAAUUGAUGCAAGCACCAAGGGAAGGAAGGAGGGAUAUGCUCCCAUUGCAGAAAGCCUCACCUGCAUUUCACCACCAGUCAGAUGGGCUCAGCUCUGCAGAACCAAGGCCUUUCCCUCAGAGGGAUAGAAGGAUGCUCUGAGGAGGAGCCCUGAC